Messenger RNA from Zea mays, 531 nucleotides. RefSeq lists its product as uncharacterized. NCBI's taxonomy places the organism in Eukaryota, Viridiplantae, Streptophyta, Magnoliopsida, Poales, Poaceae. Bases 1 to 531 code for a protein of 176 amino acids. The record is from RefSeq and is a predicted model, not a curated record. The transcript has a single exon.
AUGUUUGUCGUAUUUGGAAAUCAGCAAGUAACUGGACUAUUUGAAAAAUACGCCGAUGGUCCCCUAGGUUUCGACACAUCUAAAAGUGCAGAUAAAUAUGGUGUGGAUUAUUCUGGAGGCUUGCCUGGUCAUAAGAGUAACAAUGCAAGUCUGACUCAUGAGUGUGGAGAAUCAUUGAACCCAAGUGGUUCGGUUCGUGACGGUGGAGACUCGUCGACUCGAAGUGGUGCAAGAAGGAAGAGAGGGCGCAUGAUUUUGGAAGAUGAGGAUCCACUGAUAUACACGGUCACUCAAGCUUUUAAGACUCUUUUAGAUGCAAUCAAGCAGUCAGCAUUGCAGCCACAUCCGGUAAUCCUACCCAACCUAUGGACUGUGAUGAAACAGAUUCCUGCCUUUCAAAGAGAACAUAUAGCACACUACUACGACUACUUGUGUGAGAAUCCAGCCCUCAGCUAUGCCUUUCUAGAUAUGGGACUAGAUGAUCAGAUGGUAUGUGUGUCUAGGUACAUCAAGGCCCAUCUUUUUGAUUGA